This is a messenger RNA of Etheostoma cragini (Arkansas darter), 5443 nucleotides long. Its product is annotated as gamma-aminobutyric acid receptor subunit beta-3-like. NCBI's taxonomy places the organism in Eukaryota, Metazoa, Chordata, Actinopteri, Perciformes, Percidae. Gene Ontology annotation, cellular component: GABA-A receptor complex; membrane; neuron projection. Gene Ontology annotation, biological process: chemical synaptic transmission; nervous system process; monoatomic ion transmembrane transport. The transcript is spliced from 11 exons. The record is from RefSeq and is a predicted model, not a curated record. Gene Ontology annotation, molecular function: extracellular ligand-gated monoatomic ion channel activity; neurotransmitter receptor activity; GABA-A receptor activity. Bases 596 to 2239 code for a protein of 547 amino acids.
CACACAUACACACUCUGAAACACACAUGAAGCAUGAUUUUAAACUGCUGACAGACAACCACACAAACACAGACACACACUUAAGCACACAGUCUAGGGAGAGGGACACUCGCUGCUGCUAAUCACUGGUGGGAUGGAGGGGGGCUGACCGUGUGGAAAUUUUCUAUCUUUUUUAGUUGUUUUUUUUCUCAUUUUACAGCUGCUUGUGGAAUAUUCAUCAAACGCUCCUGAUGGGAUUGGCUGGCGUGCGAAAGGGGAAGAGGAAGUAGUCCAGAAAAUGCACAGUGGGGAUCCCAGCAUCAACUGACAGCAGCCUGAAAGUGAAGUACACUUGUUUAUUUUGCAGGCACUCAGUGCUGACAGCAGCUGUAUACAACAGUUAUCAACAUCACUGCCACGGCCAUGCCUCGUUUAGGAGAUCCACAACACCGUUAGUUCUUACUGCGACCCCAUCACCUGGGCCCUCGCACGCCCUCAUGACUCCAGGCCGUCUGGCUCACAGCUACCCCGUCAACUUCUACUGCUGUCGGAAACAUUGAGGCACAUCCAGGAGCUGCCAACCUGGGACACCCCAGGGUCACCUUUGCCCUUGAUGCAUGGAUCCCGACAGGACUGGGGGCAGAGGAAUGAGGAGGAACAUGUUCCUAUGGUGGAUCUUAAUGCUUUUCUCCCAAGGAUUUGUAUUUCGCAACGUCCAAGGGGAACUUCCUUUUAUCUCUGGGAACAAUGCUGCCAUGCUGGUCAACUGGAACGCUGUUGACGGAAACAAGAAGUUGUUCGCAAUCUAUGACACGAGCGUCAAUGAACCGGGCAACAUGUCUUUCGUGAAGGAGACGGUGGAUAAACUACUGAAGGGAUAUGAUAUCCGACUGAGGCCGGACUUUGGAGGGGCCCCUGUUGCAGUCGGGAUGAGCAUAGACGUGGCCAGCAUAGACAUGGUGUCAGAAGUCAACAUGGACUACACAUUGACCAUGUAUUUCCAACAGUACUGGAGGGACAAGCGUCUAGCCUACUUAGGAAUCCCCCUCAACUUGACCCUGGAUAACAGGGUUGCCGACCAGCUCUGGGUCCCUGACACCUAUUUCCUCAACGACAAAAAGUCUUUUGUCCACGGAGUCACCGUCAAAAACCGCAUGAUCCGCCUGCAUCCAGAUGGAACCGUUCUCUACGGCCUCAGGAUAACUACUACAGCAGCGUGUAUGAUGGAUCUUAGGAGGUAUCCCCUGGAUGAACAGAACUGCACUCUGGAGAUAGAGAGCUAUGGCUACACCACAGACGACAUAGAGUUUUACUGGAAAGGAGGCGACACGGCUGUAACGGGGGUGACGCGGAUCGAGUUGCCUCAGUUCUCCAUUGUCGAUUACAAGCUGGUGUCCAGAAACGUAGUCUUUUCCACAGGUGCCUACCCUCGACUGUCUCUGAGCUUCAAGCUAAAGAGGAACAUCGGCUACUUCAUCCUGCAGACAUACAUGCCAUCGAUCCUGAUUACCAUCCUCUCUUGGGUCUCCUUCUGGAUAAACUAUGACGCGUCAGCAGCCAGAGUGGCUCUAGGGAUCACUACGGUGCUGACAAUGACCACUAUCAACACCCACUUGAGAGAGACGCUGCCCAAGAUUCCCUACGUCAAGGCCAUCGACAUGUACCUGAUGGGCUGCUUCGUCAUGGUCUUCCUGGCCCUGCUGGAGUACGCCUUCGUCAACUACAUCUUCUUCGGGAGGGGUCCCCAGAUGCAGAAGAAGCUAGCGGAGAAGGCAGAGAAAGCCAACAAUGAGAGGGCAGCCAAGUAUGAUGCUGCAAGGGAGGCAGGUAGUAGGACCGCAUCCCUAAAGCGGUCCAAUCAGGUUAAAGGUCUUCGCCACUCACGUUCGGCGGAACCUCACGGCCACGGUAACAUCCUGCUAACCACCCUGGAGAUCCAUAACGAAGUGGCAGGAGGUGAGAUCACCACCAGCUUGGCGGACAUUAGGAACUCUCAGUCCAUGGUGCAGUUGGACAGCACCGCCUCGUCGCACAUCCAGUACCGCAAGCAGAGCGGCGGGAUCGGCCCGCGCUCCACCAGCAAGCACUCCCUGGACCGGGCCGCCCAGCUGAAACGCAGCCGUCUGCGGAGGCGGUCCUCGCAGCUCAAAAUCAAAAUCCCCGACCUGACGGAUGUGAACGCCAUCGACCGAUGGUCACGGAUCAUCUUCCCUUCUGUUUUCUCACUGUUCAACCUCGUCUACUGGCUCUACUAUGUCUGAUUGGACUGUUGUGUUGAGAUGUUUGUUGUUGCUGGUUUGAUUUUUUUUCUUCAUUUUGUUUCUUUUUCUUCCUUUUUUCCGGUUGCUUUUAUACAUGAUCAAAUCUAUCGAAUUGAAGACUGCAACACUUCAAGACAAAAAACAACAGACUGAGAAAGGACCAAGUUCUUGUCAAAAUUGCUUUUAUAUUUGCAGUCUUUGAAUCCUUAGUACCAAGGUCUUUUUAUUUUCAAAAGUAUGUACUGUAAUUGGGACUUGUAACAGUCAUUUCCCAACAUUUGCCCUUUCAGUAAUGUGUAAAUAGAGAGAUACAAAGCCAGCAAUUGAAUAAAUAAUACAGAAUUAGCAAAAAACAAACAAUAGCAGUUAACGCAAUGACUUUUCUAAUUAAAAAAAACAAUAACUUUAUACUACACAGGUGGUCAGAUAAAUGCAGGCAAUUCCUAGAAGUCCAUUAAACAAACUAAUGUAUGUUUGACUGGUACUAUAUGCACUAUUAAUGCAUGUAAUGAUCAACCAUAGUGAAGAAAUGACUCCUUUUUGCCUUGGAUCAUGUCACAACUUUACAGAAGACUCUGUUGAUGUGUUAUUGUUUAUAGCGUUACAAAUAUACAGAAUACUUGCUAAUAACCAUGUCAUAUGUUUAUCUGGUAAAACUUUACCCAAAAAUAACAAUUUAAAGUUGAGGAUUUUACCCUCCGUUCAGGAUGAUUGUGACUCAGGUUCUGAAUCUUUUGCUAUUUGACAUCUUUUUCUUGACAAAGAAAAGUGUCCCUGGGAUAUCCUUUUUGGUAACUUGAUAAGGAAAAGAAAGCACAAAUAUGAAAUAAAACUGCCAUUUUUUCACCACUACCUUCUGGUAGUGCUUCAAGUGAUAGCAUGACAUAAUUGCACUCAAAUUUAUCAAAAUUCUUCUAAAAAUGGUCUUACUUUCAUUUAAAACAACUGCCAAGGGCCUUUUAGGCGACAUGGUUACUUAACCCUUGAAAUUUUAUGAUAUUUUUGUACUCUGUGUCUUCAGGUAUUCCUUUGACUUUCCUAACCCGUCUUUUUUUUUUUUUGCUCAACACUAACUGUGUUAUGGUGAGGAAUGAAAUCCAUUUUUUUUGUAUAUAUAACUAUAUACAUACUGUGUGUACAACCCAAAAUGAAAUUGAUCUGAGCAUUUUGUGAUUGUCAUACUGACUGUUAAAUGUCAGAAUAUUUAGUACAAAAAAGACACAAAAAAAGAGACGUCUGUUUCAAGCAUCAGUUUAGUUUUCUUUUGUGGGGCACUCUGAAUAUCUUAUCAAACAUCCGACCAUGUUGAACAUCACACUAGACACUGUAUGUAUGUUCACCCAGCAUUUUAGAGUUACUGUAUGCCCCGCCAUACAGCAGCAGAUGCAAAUGGAUUUCAUUGAUUCUGCAGACAGACCACAUAACCGGUCUGUCGACUAAUAAGCACAUGCUAGCGCCGAAUGUAAUGACUGUAUGCAUUCUUCAGGGAGAGGAUAAUGAGCCAUGGUCAUCAUUUCUCCAUCAGAAUGUAACACGCCCAUUUUUAAGUGACGAAGAAAGAGAGGGAAGAAAUGGUGUUUUGAGAGUGUGUGCAUGUUCGUGUGUGUGUACGCGAGAGAUGGGAAAUGGAUAAGGAGAGCUUAAGAUAGGAAGGGUGUGGGUAGACCAUUUAUUUUCUGUGCUGCUUGCUCGUCUAUGGGCAAAUGUCAACGUAUAAUAGUUUUGUGGAUAAAAAUAGCUCUCCUGUCCCACUCUUUUGAUAAACUGUGUGCCAUCCCACCUACGGUCGCAGAGCACUCAAACCAGUUACAACUCAUGGGCGAUGAUGUAAAUCUGUCAUUGAUACAUUACAUACAUUCAUCGUUUGUGCAUGUACGAGAAUACAUGUAGAAUAAAUUAUAAAAAAAAUGCUACUUGAAAACAUUGGGAUCAAUUUAACAAAAGUUUUCUGUGUACAGAUUGAUUGAUAUAUGACUAAGAACUGAAUGUAUUGUACUUGGAUUGUUCCUGCAUAAAUGCAAUUUUCUUUCUGGAAACAGGAUUGACCUCAACUCGGAUUGAUUAGGGCUCUCAUUGAUUCCACAUUCAAGUGACCCCAAGUUUCUUGCAGUUUUCUUGACCUGUUUUCUACUGUGUAGACGGGGCAUAUGUGACAUAUGUGUGGGCAUACAUAUGACCUGGGUCCAAGAAAUUAUACAUAUAAUAAGGUCCUGCUAAAGGUGUAUUCAGAAAGAUUUCCAAGUGAGAUUUUACCUCUUGUCAUUUAUACAAAUUUGUGUUAAUUUGCCCUAAAAAGCCAAUGUACCGACUGUAUGUUAGCUGUAAGCUAGCUGGCAAUAGACACACUGAAACCUCUGUCUGGUAUUCCCUCUAGUCUCUGUAUGUUUAUAAAACAGAUUUUUAAAGCCGUGGAAUCUGCAAAAUUUUUUCGGUAUUUUCAACCUGCAUGGAUACGUCAAAUUGGGUCUUUUUGUAGAGAGGAUGUCUCGACAGAGCUUUGUUUCGUGAUCUCAUGCAUCCAUGGUUGUUAAGACAUAGAACCAGUUUGUCCAACUCUGAUCAAGCCGCUUUGUGUUGGUUGAAGGAGGACAUUUGUACCAAUAAGACACAUUUCUGGAACUAAAGCUGGAAAAUGUUAUACUUCCUCACUUAAUGUUUCACUUUGAUAUAAAGAAUUGCUUAUGGGUCAGGUUUUUGCAGUUGGUCAUUGUCGCAUUAUUUUAAUUACCAAACUUUAUAGUGCAGUUGAAAAGGGAGAUGCGGUAACUCUCGAUACUCGUUUAAGAUGCAUGCAACUAAAAUUCAUAACAUGGGAAGAUUAAAAAAAAAAGAUAUUUUGCAAACUUACUCAUGAGAGCUGCUCAUUUUAGAGAUGACAUUAUGCCAUGUGAGCCUGGAAUAAAAAAGAAAAAGUAACAAAAAUAAGGAGUCAAAGACUUCAGGUGUUGUAUGGCCUUGAUCCCAUAAUGGAAUGUGAAAUGUUCUGUGCUGCCACAAAUUGUAUUUAGGCUUAGAUUUAUACUGUAUAUCUCUGUAUGUUUCUCUUCCUUUUUCAAUAGAUUAUCAUGUUAAACCAUCAAAUAAAUGAUAUACAUUGUACCUGUGUAUUUGGUAUUGAGAGCAUGCAUGACACUCCGUAUGAAUCUCCAUAUACUGGACAUUUAGAGCAAGCUAAUACAAUAAACAGUGAUUUCAAACAUACAA